GCUGGGCUGCCGGUGUCAAAACCCAAAAUAGAAGGAAGUCGGAAAUCGUAAUCCGAGUUGGCUCACAUUUACAAUAUACACACACGAGACACACAUAUUAAACACAUACACACAUUAUGACUACACUGAGGCCUUUCACCUGCGACGAUCUUUUUAAAUUCAAUAAUGUCAACUUUGACCCACUUACGGAAACCUAUGGACUAUCCUUCUAUACGCAUUAUCUGGCAAAAUGGCCAGAAUAUUUCCAACUUGCCGAGUCGCCAAGCGGCCAGAUAAUGGGCUAUAUCAUGGGUAAAGUGGAGGGUCUUUCCGAUAAUUGGCAUGGACAUGUUACGGCUCUGACUGUAUCGCCUGACUACCGACGCCUGGGACUGGCAGCCUUGCUAAUGAACUUUCUGGAGGAUGUAUCCGAAAAGAAGCGGGCCUACUUUGUAGAUCUUUUUGUAAGAAAAAGCAAUCAGGUGGCGAUCAAUAUGUACAAGAAUUUGGGCUAUAUUAUAUAUCGAACUAUACUCGAGUAUUAUUCGGGCGAUCAGGAUGAAGAUGCAUAUGAUAUGCGAAAGGCUAUGUCGCGGGAUGUCAAUAAGAAAUCGGUUAUACCAUAUACGCAGCCAGUACGAUUGGAAGAUAUAGAUAUGAAUUGAUAUCAACCCACCUCUGCCCGCAUUCGCAUUUAUGUCUAAAUAACCAAAACAAAUCCAAAUCUCGAUUUCGGAGCGAUGACCGACCGUAUUCCAUAUCAAUAACCUUACAACUUAACACACACCCACACACACACACACAUACACAACCACUUUGUGAAUGCGGAAGACCAACGUCAGUCCUUUAGUUCAUUUCCUUUCUUAGAUUUCUUUUUUCUGUUCUUUUUUUUUAAAGCUAAUUACUACAUGAAGUUUUUUGUAGCUAAUUCACAGUAUUCCAAAUUGAACCAGUGGUAACAUUUAAACUAAAUUUUUUUGUUGGCUAACAUUAGAAUAUCAAAUUGAGAUUGGAACAUCUCUCCCAACCCCCUUGACCUCGAACUCAAAACCUGUUAAAAUUGGCUUUAAAUUACGUUAUUUUAAUUUUGUUGCUGUGGCUGUUCCGUAAAUUGAUUAAUAUUUAUAUAUAUAUAUAUAUAUAUCCUCUAAUUCAUUUGGAUAUUUCAAAACUUUUUUCGAAAAGUCGAUGCGUAAAUAACUCAUCAGUUUGCAAGGUAACCAUGCGCGAAUUGCGAAGAGAAUUGAGACACGAACAGCAGAAAGUUCAGCAAAAUCUAUAACCUUUUGGAAAUAAACGCCACAACAUCGUUUUAGAAAUUUAA
Messenger RNA from Drosophila willistoni, 1303 nucleotides. It is a transcript of the gene Naa20A, whose product is annotated as N-alpha-acetyltransferase 20. NCBI's taxonomy places the organism in Eukaryota, Metazoa, Arthropoda, Insecta, Diptera, Drosophilidae. The transcript has 5 exons. Gene Ontology annotation, cellular component: NatB complex. Gene Ontology annotation, biological process: N-terminal peptidyl-methionine acetylation. Gene Ontology annotation, molecular function: protein-N-terminal amino-acid acetyltransferase activity. The record is from RefSeq and is a predicted model, not a curated record. The coding region runs from base 117 to 644 and encodes 175 amino acids.